AUGAUUCAAUAUAGUGGAGAUUCCUACUCCCAAACCGGUUUCUCGAUCACCGGUACCAAACCUUCAGUCUCGAAUCCAAUCGGCAACCCCGCUUUCCCAGGUUAUACUACUACCUCAAAUGGGAACAAUUGGAUAACCUACCUCCUGCACCCCUCCUCCGCCUCCACCUUGCUGAACUAUAACCUCGCCUCCGGCGGCGCCACCACCGACGCUUCGCUCAACCUAUCCCCUCUCCCCUCCAACUCUCUAACCGCAUCAAACACCCUCAUCGGUAUCUGGAUCGGCGUCAACGACGUCGGGAACGCGUGGUCCAACGCCAACUGGCCAACCCUCUCCCAAAAAAUCAUCGAUCAAUACUUCACCCAAGUGCAAGAACUUUAUGCCUCCGGAGUUCGGAACUUUUUAUUCUUGACUGUGCCCCCGAUUCAGAAGACGCCAGCGGCAAUGGCGCAACCGAACUUUACGCAAUCAACAGAAGGCGCUGCUGUUGGAGAUUAUAAUAAAUUGUUGGUGAAAGCGGUGGAUUAUUUCAAGGCGAAGAAUGAGGGUGUGACGACUUGGGUGUAUGAUACUGGAGAUGCGUUUAAUACGGCGAUUGCGAGUCCGAAGACGUAUGGGGCGAAGGAUGCGAGUUGUUAUAAUGGCGAUGGAACUAGUUGUCUUUGGUUUAAUGGUUAUCAUCCAGGGCAGGCGAUUCAUAAGUUGGUGGCUGCGGGGGUGGCUGCGUUGGUUGGACUUUGA
Messenger RNA from Hyaloscypha bicolor E, 741 nucleotides. RefSeq names its product carbohydrate esterase family 16 protein. Lineage: Eukaryota; Fungi; Ascomycota; Leotiomycetes; Helotiales; Hyaloscyphaceae. The transcript is spliced from 3 exons. Gene Ontology annotation, molecular function: hydrolase activity, acting on ester bonds. Bases 1 to 741 code for a protein of 246 amino acids. The record is from RefSeq and is a predicted model, not a curated record.